Molecule: messenger RNA, 1381 nt
Organism: Anguilla anguilla (European eel)
Lineage: Eukaryota; Metazoa; Chordata; Actinopteri; Anguilliformes; Anguillidae
Product: F-box only protein 24-like
Exons: 7
Coding region: 1-1182 (393 amino acids)
Source: RefSeq, a predicted model, not a curated record
AUGGGACGAGGUGGAGCAGGGCAGGGCAGGGUAACAGUGGACCCCCGCAGUGACGUGUCCCACCGACAGUACGUGUACGUCCUGGUGACCCGCCCCCCCAGCGUUUUGGCGGGGGGCCGCCCAGGCAGCUCUGUAACCCUGAAGCAGAGCGACAGCGUGGAGAUCUACCAGCAGUACAGCGGAGAGCGCGUCUUCCACAUGACCUUUCACCCCUCCCUGACCUUCAGCCAGCUGAGACUGAUGGGGUCAGAGGUCAACAGGACCCUGCUGCUGCUUACCGACUCUGGAAGGGUGUACACUGUUCCUCUGAAUGAGACACAGUUGAACAGGCCCCGCUCCUUCACUGUCCAGCUGACCCUGAGGGUGAUCAACCAUUCGCUGCCUGACCUGCCAGUCAAACAGAUCCACACCAGUUACAGCAGCGCCCUAUUCAUCACAGGUGAUGGUUCGGUGUAUGUGGAGACACACUCUGCUGGGGUUCACCGGCACCUCUUUGGGUCUCUGCAGGGAUUCAGCCCAAACAACGUCCACACCCCUAUGCUCCUCCCCCUCUCCUAUAAGGUGGUGAAGUGCUCUCUGGGACUCACACACCUGUGUUUGCUGGAUGAAAGUGGGCGUGUCUUCAUGCAGGGCAGCAACAAUCACGGGCAGCUGGGGACCGGAGACAAGAUCGACCGACGAGAGCCCACUCAGGUGGUGCUGUCCCUGACCCCAGUGGACGUGUGCUGUGGACUGAACCAUUCUCUGGCCCUGCUGCGGGGGGAGACGGGAGAGAAGGAAGUGCAGGGCUGUGGGUGUGGUCGGGGUGGACGUCUCCCGGGCUGGGCCCAGGGGAGCCCCGUCUUCGUCAGGCUGAGUGUGAAGGCACCACGGAGCACCCGUGCCCUCUGCUCCUCCAAGUACUACCUCUACCUGCUCUGUUGCCAUGACAUCGCGGAGCCCCUUCUGUUCCACACCCCCCCACCAGGGGCGGAGUCAGAGAUGGAGGCUGCUGAGAGGGAGGGGCUUCAGAGGUGCCUAUCUCAGCUGAGGGGGUGUGGCCAUCUCUGGGAACAGCUGGCAAAGCUGAGAGAGGCUGUUCAGAGUCACAUGACCCUUAGCUCUGCCCAAAAGGACUUCCUGGAGGAGGCCCUGUCCACAAUGCAACAGGGCUCUUCUUCCACCACUGAAUUCCAGCUUUAAAGAUACAAACUCCCACCCUGCUCAUUCAGUGUUCUCUAGCCACAUGGUUUUGAUACUGAUUUAAUAAAGUGGUACAAUUUAUUUUGUUAGCUGUCCAACAUGAAAAUACAUGCCUGUAAAAACAACGUAAUCACUAUGACUCAUGACCUUGACUUUGUGUCUUGAUUUUCAUAAAUAAAGCACAUUUACACUCUGGCAA